AUGAAAGAUCCUGAGCGCUUGUCAGAAUGGGUUGCAGCAAUCAAACGUAAAAACUGGAAACCAUCAGAUUCAAGCCGAAUCUGCAGUGAUCACUUUACAGACAAAGAUUACAUGCUACGCCCAGGAGCUAUGAUCCCCCGGCUGCGGCUUGAUGCAGUGCCUUCCGUUUUUGAGAAGCCUACCAAACAUUUAAAAGAGCGAGUUAAAAGGAAAAAGAGUGUUGAGACAGACAAAACACAAGUACCAAUAAAAUGUAAUGAAACGGAGGCUAAAAGGAGUGAUCAGGUAACAUAAAGUGGUUUUGAAGUCUGAAUGCUAGUUUAAAGAAAAUAGGGUGUGGGACCUGAGUCGUCCAUAUCGACCUUGAUGCUAUGUCAUUACUCCUGAACCGCAUGCCAGGAACUACUCAACUAACGCACACAGACAUACUGUUAGUAAAGUGGUGUGUGUCCACACUUCAAUAUUUGAGUGAAAGGGAAGAUUAGAGAUUAGGUCAGAACUUCUCCUCCCACCCAGUUGUCAUUGGUUACUGAGUUAUAAGGUAACCAAGUGGGCUUCAAGUCAUAUAUAUGUAUUUUUACUUUUCUCUUUGGCCAGCUUGCUAUUCAUACUCAUUGAGCGAUGACCUUAUUUGUGAUCUUUUGACCAAAGAUUAAAAAUUAAGGGCCGUUUUACUUUAACCUCCACACACUGCACAUGAGCUGGAAAAAAGGGUUGUUGGCUAGUUUAGUGCUCCUAUCUAGUAUAAUUACUGUCCAACGCUCUGUACAUAGGGUGGAUUUAGACGGAUAAGGCACUCAUCAGGCUUGGGCUCUAGGUAACUACCAGGGAGUACAAAUGGCCACAAGUUUUUUUUUUUUGUUUGUUUGUUUGUUUUUUUGUUCAUUGUGCCAAUAAUCCUGGGUCCCCACAAAUCCUGCGAGCUUUCAAAAGUUUUUCUUUUUUUUUUCUUUUUUUUCUGGUUGUGCAUAGAAACGAGGGAGGGUUUUAAUGGCUACUAUGGACCAAUAUUAGUUUUGAUAACUUUUUCGGUGUUAGUCAGCCUUAUACCCUAUUUAUGGCAGAAACAAGCACCAACAAACACCAAUUUUUGUUUUGCAUUUGUAUUGCCACCUCCUAAUAAUUAUCCCGCAAGUUGCAGGUGA
Molecule: messenger RNA, 1145 nt
Organism: Pelobates cultripes (western spadefoot toad)
Lineage: Eukaryota; Metazoa; Chordata; Amphibia; Anura; Pelobatidae
Source: the annotation of a GenBank genome assembly